Paramuricea clavata is the source of this 5432-nucleotide messenger RNA. Lineage: Eukaryota; Metazoa; Cnidaria; Anthozoa; Malacalcyonacea; Plexauridae. The record is from the annotation of a GenBank genome assembly.
AUGUCAAAAACCUAUACCCUUGGACGCUGGGUUACCGCCGACCUGAAAACUAUCAGCAAAUAUGUGAAGGGAAUGCGUAGAGCUCGGGAUGUUACCCAUCCUUCACUGUUAGCCUUACAGGAUCUGAUUGAAACCGACCCAGAAGUAAACAUGCUCUUCACGACCACGUUUACUCAAGAAUUUGACCCACCUCAAGAGAAUCCAAUCUCAGACUACAUGGAUAUGCUUAAGAAGAUGCAGACCAUCAUUACCAGCGCUCCCGAGUACGGUAGUACGCUUGGUAGUGCACUCCUCAACCACAUCCUGAUAUAUGUGAUGGCAACACCUUCAGGAACCAUGGCUUUUAUCAACGAUAAAGUCAACAAAUGCUUCAGGGAUAUUCUCAACAGCCGGGCGCAGCUUCUGAAUAGUCCAGAUUCACGAGAGGUCUUGAACAAGCAGGUAAAUGAAACAGGACAGCAUAAAUAAAAGCGAUGCAGAACUGGGCCGUUAAAUUCAAUGCAAAAAGUUGACAUGCAUGCCAAAAUAGCCUAUGCCAAUGAAUGUACUGUAACAUUUUCUUGAAUUAUUUUUUGUCAUCUUACAAUGUUAUACAUAUAUAUUGGUAGAUAUUGCUUUGCAGGAAUAUUUUAUAAUUUGGUGAAAACAGAUUUCAGCCAUCUUUAAGUGCGAUUAAUGUUGAAUCUUUAAGUGCGAAUAAUGUCGAUUAAUAUUAGUCUUUAUAGGUAACAUUUCAAUCAUCUUAGGAGGAAAUGUAUUGUCAGUAUCUUUAUGGUAAAUAAAUUUCAAUUUUGAUUACACCCGUUUUCAAAAUUACGCGACCUCCCUGAAAAAUACUCCUACUUCAAAUGUCAGUUUUAUGUCACAAGAACUGCCAAAAAUAGCAAACGUAAACAAACUGUCUAAAGACAUUUUAAACCGUAUUUAAUACCAAAACUGAACAAAAAUGAGUCAGAUAACUUAGAUAUACAAACUAAAGCACAAUACAAACCAUCACAACAGAAAUAUGUGCCGUGAAUGACUAUUAAAGUUUGAAAAAUAACAAUUUAUCCUGGAAUUUAGCUGUCAGUAUAAAACACGCGCGCUAGACUAUAACGGUGAUGUUAUGAUUUUGUUGUGCUUAAAUUUUACAAUAAUUCUCACUAAAAUAUCUUGAAAAUCAUUGUAAGUCUGUUUAUAUGAAGCAUACAAAGCAUAUACAUGGACAAGGAACCGCGAAACUCAAAGUUUCAACUUCGUGAUCGAAUGACAUAAAACUGACAUGUUAACUCUAGUAUUUUCGUCCUUGGUCGCGUAAUUUUGAAAACGGGUGUAAAUGUUUCAUAUCAUAUCACAAGGUGAGUUGUGCCGGAGGUUUUAAAGCCGGAGGUUUUGACAAUGUUAACGAAGAUGCAUUUGUUAUGUUAAAAAUAUAUUACAUUUCUUUUAAACUUAUCCAAAUAUUACAAUAUUAACAGUUUAAUAGUUAUAGAAGAGCGAGUAAAAAUGCCACAAUGCCUCUGUUCGAUCAUUAUCCAAGUUUACAGUCCAGCACAUCGGUCAGAAAAAUCAUUUAAUUUGUGAAGAGAGCACAAACUUUGACACAAUGAUUAUAGUAUGAUUAGCACUCAUGUAACAAUAAGAUUUCAGAUUUGCAUCUCGAGCUCAGAUUUGCCCAUGGUUGGGACAGAACAGCAUUUUUAUAAAUUUUCUUAUAAAUUUCCACAUUCAAAAAAGUUUUCUUUUUCUACACAUCACCUGCAUCAUUAGAAAUAUCACAAAGAACUACAAUAUAUAAGUGAGUAAUGUAAUUUUGCCAACCAAUUUAGGCUAUAUUAACUAUAAGGAAAAUGCUAUGCAAAAAUACCUUUGUAAAUACUAGUUACUCCUGUGUUCUGCAAGCCUACCGACUCCCACAACUAUCUACUAUUUUCCUCUUCCCACCCCAGCCACACCAAAAGGUCUAGACUCUCAAACCAAAAGUCUGGAAAUGCAUGAGACAUGUUUUUGUCCAACGUGGCUAUCCAACCUCUCUAUAGCUAUUAGGCACUCCCUUUUCGAAGGCCUCCCAAAUUCCACGAGCUCAGACCCUUACAGACCCUGUGUCCAAUUAAUAUCACAGGUAACAACACAAUCCCCCCUAGUAUUAUAACUUAUCAUCCUUUCAAUUUCAAAGUUAGAGAUGUCAUGAGAAAGAAUUUCCAUAUUUUGAAACACGACCCCGAAACAUCUUCCAUUUUCUCCGAUAACCUCUUACGCUUGUAUUCUAAAAGCUCACUCGCACUCAAAGAGUGGAGAUUAAAUCUGAGCUUCCCAUGAGUUUCAAUGAUAUUUUUGCGGAAUAGCUGAUGGGUUAGUAGUCACAUAUAGUAUUUAAGGUACGAUUCUAACCAUCCAUCCAGCUAUUCAAAAACAGCACUGACACUCAUGGGAAGCUCGGAUUUAACCUCCACUCUUUGAGAGUGAGUUUGAGUGAUCUUUUACAAUCCUAAUUCAUAGCUUACUAUCACAAGAUUUGUCGUCACGCAGAAUGCACAUUUCCUUACCGGCCGGGUUGCCAAAUGCAAAACAUGUGAUUUUGUAGAUUCUGCAUGCCACCACCAUUUAGGCACCAAAAUCUGAAUACCUGCAUGUCAAGCACCAUUUCACGUGUAUACCUCUUCCCAUUUCAUCUACUGCAUCUCGUGGUGAGCCUCGGCGUGCAGUCAUUGACAAUGAUGCUAAUCAGUCUGUUGUUGUCUGUUGUAUAUUAUGUACUCUGUAUAGGGUUGGGCGAUAUUAAAAAAAUCAUCUCACGAUUAUUGUCAAGGAAAUUAUCAAUUUUAAUUAAUAUCUAACAUAUAGUAAGCUCAUAUAUAAUCUUAUUAAAAACAAGUAAAACAACAAAUUAAAGUAAUAUGAAGGCUUUUUCUAGUCAAACAUUUACUGUUGACUGUUCGUAAACCAGAACUGUCUAUGCAAUGUCUACAGUGUCUCCGCUGGCACAAAUGCCGUUGGCACACAGCGCAAGCAAAGCCUGCAAUUUCAGCAGAUUAGUACAUAAAUAUUAGCUUUUUAUCGUAUUAAAUUCGUAUUUAAUUCAGGAAAUAGUUUUAAUUCUUUUAAAAACUAUAUUUUCUAGGAAUUGAAAAGAACUUUUUAGGAUUUUAUAACAGCUAUAUGCACAUGUGAAGCAAUAUCACGAUAGUCAUCGAGCAUGACGAUAAUUUCGAUAUAUCGUUGCUCAAGUUUCUACCUUCGAUACGAUAAUUGUGAUUGAAAAUAUCGCGAUAAAUCGAAAUAUCGAAAUAUCGUCCAACCCUAAUAAUGGAUUUAUAUUUUUUGUUUAUACUUUGUUUUUAAUAAAUCCAUCUGAAUGGUAUAUUUUUUGUCAUACGAUCGCUUUUAUAUUCUUAGCAUAAACGUUCAUGCAAUCCCCUAGUGACUCCAGAAGAAGGAUCUUCGCUCAAAACGUCGAAAUUCUCCUAGCUAGGGACCAACGAAGGCUUGUUAAAUAAACAACAUUUAAUCCAAUAUACAAAUAAUGAAUGUUUAUGAGUGCAAUAAUAAGAAUAUUUUUAUCCAGGGGCGCCGGAAGCAACAUGAAGCGGCGGGGGCAGCCAUGUAAAAAGGGCACUUACUCUUGAGCCUCAAUUUUUGUGCGGGGGGGGGGGGCAAUGCUCGUUAACAUUUUGCUGUAUAACGGAUACUUCAUUACUUGUACCUAAUACAGUUAGACAAAUUUCGGCAUAGAUUGGAAAAUUUUUAUUCGUUGCAUGACACUAAAGACUAAAAUGUAUUGUAAAGCAACAUGACAGUUAUCAGUUAUUUAGGAAGGUUUCCUUUUUUACUUUUUUUCAUAUUAGGUUGAAACUGAUUUGUAACGUUUCUGAGAGGAAUUCAGAUUCAAGUAUGAGCUAAAUUGUUUAAAAACAGUUUUCAAUUUCAAUUCAUGUGAAAAACGCAUGACGUUCGAAGUGCAGUUUUGGUAAAAAGGCAACCUGCUGCAACCGUGCUGCCCCCGCACUGUUUAGGCAACGGGGGCAGCUGCCCCCGCUGCCCCCGUGGCUCCGGCGCCCCUGUUUUCAUCAAGUGAAAGAUGGAAUGUUCCAUUCAACGAGACGACAGUCGAGUUGAUUGGAACAUUCCAUCUUACACCGAAUGAAAAUAUUUUUACUAUUACGAAUAAAUAUUCAUUAGUUGUUUUAUAUAGGCCUAAUACCAAAAUAGACUAAUAGAUUCGUAUGAGAAGCAUUUUGACGGAUGCGAUUUAUCGAAAACACAAAGAGUGCAAAGGAAUAAAACGUAUAGUACAAUUGCACUCGCAAAGAGUGCAAUGGAAUUACGUAUUCCAUUGCACUCUUGGAAAAUGGAAUUUUCUAAAUAUCACGUGACCAUAAACAGCCAAUUAAACGAUCAGAAUUAAAUAAGGUAUAAUAUAAUAUAAUAUAGACAUAAAAUCCGUACUACUUAAUCAAUGCUUUGUACAUAGUUUUUUUGUGAUCUUUCUAACGAAACAGGUAAUAUCUAGCAAGAGUGAACUUGAAACUUCAACUUUACAAACAAUUUUAUAGGAAUUUAUUAGGCAAUUUAGAAAAAAAAAAUUUUCUCACAACCAUCUGAGAUGCCUUUUUCUUUUUGUCGCAUGAAAUCGUAACUGUGCCAAAUUUAGUGUUUUGAUCGUAGAAUGCAUGAUAAUACCAAAAACUAAUGUAAUGGACUACUAUACAAAAUAAACCAUAUGUAAGCAUGCAUACUGUAAACGUAUUGUAAACAUGGUAUUUUCUUGUUUUAUCGCAAGGAUGGUUGGUUGAGUCCAGACUCUUUAGCAGAAAUGCCUGGCUUCCUGAAGACAUACAAAGUAGAUUUAGCUGAUCCUUACUAUGGAUUCCAGUCGUGGAAUGAUUUCUUUGCCAGAAAGUUGAAAAACGACAAAGUUCGUCCGAUCGCUGAGCCCGGCGAUCCAUACGUGGUCUGUUCUCCAUGUGAUGCUUGCCCAUAUUUCAUCGAGAGAAACCCAAAGCUCCGAGAUCAAUUUUGGAUCAAGUCACAGCCAUACAGCUUACAGCAUCUGCUCAAUGAUGAUCCCUUGACCGAGAAGUACGUAGGAGGCACUGUCUUCCAAGCCUUUCUUGAUACUGCCAACUACCAUCGCUGGCAUGCACCAGUUGCUGGUACAAUAACCAAGGCAUACAUCAAGGAAGGCGCGUAUUAUGCAGAAGCUCUCUCGGUGGGUUACGAUCCAACAGCCAAUACAUAUUCACAACGUUAUCUCAGUCACGUAGAUACCCGAGCCAUAAUCCACAUUGAUACAGGGAAACCAGAAAUUGGUACCGUGAUCUUUGUCGCAGUUGGAAUGGCUGAGAUCUCAAGUUGUCCUCUUGAGGUCUAUUAUGGGCAGGAAGUGAAGAAAGGUGAUCCUCUAGGCACCUUCCAAUUUGGUGGAUCUACGUACUGCCUCCUGUUUGAAAAAG